CGCAACCAGGAUCCCAAGUGUUAACGGCCCAUAAUACAGGCCAGGACACGAAACCGACCCCGCAAGCUGCCCAGUUCUCCCUGGCUCGACCACCGCCGUCUACAAAAUACAAACAAAUAGCACCUCACUGCCAUUGACGAGCUCUGCAUCCCUUCUAUUGCGUUCAGCUGGCUAUGCGCCCCAACGAGGAGCCUGUUGAGCAGACGGUUCGCCCCACAGAGGUGCAGAACUCAUAGGAUCCUCAGCUUGGACACACACAGGGAGGAGGAUCUUCCUAGCCAGCUGCCUCCGGGCAAGAGGAGGAGGCCACAAUGGUGUCCUACCCGCCAAAGGCAUCACAUUCGCAUUCGCGCUCGCAACCAACACCUUCUGGAUCAGCGUCGAACACCCCCGGCCAUGUCAAGAGAGGCUCUGCCUCGUCAAACCACCGCACCUCGAGUCGGGAGGACAGACCCCCGAGCCGGAAGGGGUCCGCACAGCGUGCUGCACAAGAUGUGCCCGGUCUUAGCGAUUACCAGCUGGGGGAUUGCCUGGGAAAGGGCGCGUUUGGCAGUGUAUAUCGAGCGCUCAAUUGGAAUACAGGAGAAACAGUGGCAGUCAAGCAGGUUCGACUGGAGAAUCUGGGGGGUGCCGAGCUCAAGACCAUCAUGCUCGAAAUCGACCUGCUGAAGAACCUCAACCAUGCCAACAUCGUCAAGUACCAGGGAUUCGUUAAGACACCCGAUUCCCUCUACAUUGUUCUAGAGUACUGCGAAAACGGCUCGUUGCACAGCAUCUGCAAGAACUUCGGCAAGUUCCCGGAAAAUCUCGUCGCGCUAUACAUGUCACAGGUCCUGCAUGGUCUAUUAUAUCUCCACGAACAGGGUGUUAUUCAUCGAGACAUCAAGGGCGCCAAUAUCCUCACUACCAAAGAGGGAUUGGUAAAACUGGCGGAUUUCGGUGUGGCUACAAAAGCUUCUGGUCUUGAUCAAGCAAGUGUGGUAGGAACUCCCUACUGGAUGGCGCCCGAAGUUAUUGAGCUCUCUGGUGCUGCAACCUCGUCUGAUAUAUGGAGCUUGGGAUGUACUGUCAUCGAGCUGAUUGAAGGCAAACCGCCCUAUCAUAAGCUACAGCCCAUGCAGGCCUUGUUCAGGAUCGUGAAUGAUGAGCACCCACCUAUUCCAGGUAGUGCCUCUUCCCUUCUGCGGGACUUCCUCAUGGAGUGUUUCCAGAAGAAUCCAACCCUACGUAUAUCAGCCAAACGAUUGCUCAAGCAUCCCUGGAUUCGAAGCGCAAAACGUACUGUCCCCGCCAUCCCAACGAAACCGACCGAAUAUACAGAAGCUGUCAAAUCGGUUCAGGAAUGGAAUGAGGCACUGAAAUCUCCCGGCUCAUUACGGCGAAGCGCCCGCUCGACUCCCGCAGCCAAGAAAUCACCACCGUCGUCGAAAUCGAAUGGCUCCACUCGCAAACCUUCGCUGAAUAUGAAUGUGCACAUACCAAAGCCAAGGCCAACUGCUGAAUCCUUCCGAUCACCUGAGAUGGAUGUGAGUGAUAACUGGGAUGAUGAUUUUGCAGAAAGCAUAUCACCAACGGCGCUUCAUUUACCACAUUUGAGGCCCCAGGACAACUUUGCGGGCUUGUUCUCCAGCGACAAGUUGAAGGCCUUUGCAAGCUUUGAAGCUGUUACAGAGGAAUCAUCUACCUUGGACGGUGAAGCUACAGUUAAGAGUCCAUUGGAUUGGCGUCAUUAUCUCCAAAGAAGAAAUUCUAGCACAUUCGAGGAACCUGAGACAGUGAAGUACUCAUCGACAAGAGUGAAGCCCUCUACUUCACGGUCAGCCUCCGGCGUGAUGCAACCCGAGGAGCGACACGACGGACCCAAGACAGCUUUUCUUCGUGGUGUUCCAAAGGCCACACAGCUCCCCAAGACCAAGGUAGCAGCCCUUGCAAGGCCUUCCACUCUUUUCCGCGAAGAUUCGGUUGAAGAUUACUCCGAUCUCAUGCCCACAGACGAUGGGGCAUUCGAGAAGCGUGUAAGAGCCAUGCAAGGCCACCAGCCACAGUCCGUCAUACCGCAGAUGGCCAAAGCGAACAACAGUUCACCCGCCGAAUCUUUCUCACCUCGUUUGUUCCACCCAAGCGAUCUGAAAUCCGCGCCGAAGUCUACCCGCGAUACCAAAUCGAAUGGCAACGUUCGCCAACGCUCCGUCUCGUCUACGUCGACUCGGAAAAUGCAGCGGUCGCAGUCGGAAAUCGAGAUUCAGAAGUAUGCCGAGGGAGACGAGCAGGAUGACUUUUCUGAUGUUCAGGGAGAUAUCAGACGGCCCGCCCGCGCCGAAAGCGAUAGUGGCUCUGACUAUAGCAGCAUGGCUCUCGUGCCUUCCAAGAUGUCCUCGUCUUUCAUAUUACCGGAUGAAGACGAGAUUGAUCCAUUCGCUAAUCUGGAAGAGGGCAUCGAAAACAUCAAUCUUGAAAACAACGUCGCACGUGACCGAGAUGAUCGCCUAGCCAAACAGACAGAAAGCCUUGUCGGCUGUCUCAAGACCAGCCAGCCCGACGAUGUUCUCCUCGAUAUAACGGAUCAGCUCAUACAGGUUCUGUAUGAGUCACCUGACAAGAAGUCUAUCGUGCUACGCUCUCAUGGCCUGCUCCCUAUCCUCGAGAUCCUCCAGACGAUGCCGCCAAACGAGGUGGUGCUGCGACUAUUGAAGAUCAUCAAUAUGAUCAUUCUCGAAGAUGCUGAAUCACAAGAGAGUUUAAGCUUUUUGGGUGGCAUUCCCAUCAUCUCGACAUACGCCUACAAGAAGUAUCCUUCAGAGAUCCGCAAAGAGGCUGCAGCGUUCGUGCGACAGAUGUAUCAGACCAGCACUCUCACACUACAGAUGUUCAUCGGUUGCGGUGGAAUCAACGUGCUGGUAGAGUUUCUCGAGGAGGAUAUCGAUACCGAACGAGAUCUUGUGCUUAUCGGCGUGAAUGGCGUGUGGUCUGUCUUCGAGUUGCAGGGUCCAACACCCAAGAACGAUUUCUGCCGGAUAUUUUCACGAAGCUCUGUUCUGUACCCCUUGUCAUUGGUUUUGAAUCGAGUCGUGGACGAGGAGGGCGAACUGGCUGAUCUGAUUGAGGGGAGGAUUGUGAACAUCUUCCUUAUCUUUUCGCAAGCUGAAAGCCAUGUCAAGGAUCUCGUGGCCGACCGAAUGAUUCUCAAACGUGUCCUCAAGGAUCUUCGAAAGAUGGCACCAGCGCACAUGGUCACAAUGCUGAAGUUCAUCAAGAACCUUUCAAUGUUGUCGUCUACCCAUGAAGCAUUGCAAAAUUCAAACGCCAUCGAUCUUCUUGUAGAGCUUCUCAAAUCAUCCAAGGAUCAACCACUUUACCGCGAGAUUUCGAACCAAAUUCUCAACACAAUGUACAAUUUGUGCCGACACAACAAGUCUCGCCAAGAAGAAGCUGCUUUGUCCGACAUAAUCCCCAUUUUGAAGGACAUCGUUGCAAAGGGCGGCCCUCUCAAAGAGUUCGCGCUCCCUAUUCUAUGCGAGUUGGCGCAUAGUGGUAAAGUUGCCCGCAAGAUGCUGUGGGAUGGCAAGGGUUUGCUUUUCUACAUUAGUAUGCUUGCCGAUCGGAACUGGCAGGUGCCGGCAUUGGAUGCUAUUUUCGUUUGGCUUCAGGAAGAAACUGCUCGCGUGGAGCAGUAUCUACUGUCUUCUAACUUCAGCACAUCAAUCAUAGCCUCAUACACUUCUCCCGAGCUGUCUCAAUCCACCUUCGAGAACAUGCUUGAACCCCUUCAGAAGCUUGUUCGCCUUUCUCCACCCAUCGCCGAAUCGCUCGCCUGCCGCGAAAUCUUUACGCGUACUGCCCAGAAGUUGGGUCAUAAAGAUGCCGUCACGCGACUCAAUCUGUUGCGAAUUUUGAGAACAAUAUGCGAUGCUACUGAGGAGGGCUGCACACUGAUCAAAGCUUAUGGUGUCUAUGAACCCAUCUUCCAUCUCUCAAACCACGACCCCGCCAUCCUGGUUCGACAGAUGGCGGAGGAGCUUGUCCGUGCCUGCGAUGAAGUUGGCAAACGAUCAACGUCACGAGCUUCCGGCUUCCGACGACCCACUUCCAGCGCCGGAGUACGUGCAGGCUCGGGGUCAAGCAAUGGCUCAACGAUCGUGUCUGGUAUGACACCACCUACACCCACAAGCCUCAAGUCGACAUUUGCCAUGCCGCUGAUGCCAUCAUCAACACCUUCUUCGCUUUCACUUCGUGAGCGAGAACGGCUUAGCCGCAGCCAAUCCACAGCUGGCAUUUGGGAUCUCCAAGAAGAGCCCGCGAAGCCGGCACCACUGAUUCGAUCAUCCACCGCAUUUGGUGCUCUAGGUACACCCACAGGAUCUCCAUCUGUAAUGAGCGGUGUAUCCCGCCUGGGUAGCUCUAGGCCACCGAGUCGCGAUGCCUCGAGCCUUUCACGCAUGGAGUCAAGCCGGCCAUCGUCUUCAUCCUCCGAACUGAAUGCACCAGGGAAGAGCAGACUUCCUAAAGCAAGGCAGGGACGGCUCAGCGAAGUUGCCAGUAGGAGAAGAGACCGAGAAAGUGGUGUAGGUCUGUCGCUUGGACAAGCUGACGAGAAUCAAACCCCUGGUCUCGGUUCUGGCCGCAGCGAAGCAUCAAGCUCGACACCUUUACCACGCUUGCAGAUCGCCCGACGCCGGAGAGAAACAUCAGGCGGUGAGAUGGGCAUGCCUAGACGGAGGGGGAGUCGGGUCAAUGAGGAGUAGUAUCUUCGUUAUCGUCGGCGGCUCACUCCUUAUCCGUCCUCCCACCCCACUCAGAAAGACUCAAUAUGAGUCUUCGAGUGCAUUUCCUUAUACACCAGAGCAAAGGUGGUGUUUAAAUACAACUUCCACUUCUCCAUAUCCUUCUCUCUUUUUCUUUCUCUUUUUCUUUUGUCGCGGAACACAACGGAUGGACGGUCAUAGCAUUUGAUAGAUGGACUGAACUGCAUGCAUGCAUAGCUAGGCGUU
Aaosphaeria arxii CBS 175.79 is the source of this 4988-nucleotide messenger RNA. RefSeq lists its product as uncharacterized. Gene Ontology annotation, cellular component: cytoplasm. Gene Ontology annotation, biological process: protein phosphorylation. The coding region runs from base 312 to 4742 and encodes 1476 amino acids. The record is from RefSeq and is a predicted model, not a curated record. Lineage: Eukaryota; Fungi; Ascomycota; Dothideomycetes; Pleosporales. Gene Ontology annotation, molecular function: ATP binding; protein serine/threonine kinase activity. The transcript is spliced from 5 exons.